AACUCUUUUACAUUUAUGCAACAUUAAUUCCUCUUCAUGACCUUUUAUCUUCCUGUCAUCCUCCAGUCAUCCAACUGGAACCAGUUGGUGUUCCUGACCAUCUCUUUAGUCCCGCUGUAACACUCUGGUGUUAAAAGUUACAAGUCCUCGAUCAUAUUUGUGCCUGUUCUUGUCUCAUUUAUAAGGAUUUUUAUUUCUAGAUAUGCUUUUACUACAUUAUGAGACAUAGAAAUGCUAAAUAAAACACCCAAUUAUACAAACAAGUGAAACUGAAAACAUUUGAAUAUGGAGCAAAAGUCCGUUUAUCUCAGUAAUUCAACACAGAGAAUAUUUAAAGGGCCAGGAACCAGCUUCAGGUGUUUUCUAUUUGCAAUAAUUAAAGGUGUAGCAAUCGAACCGCCCUCUCAACGUUCUUUAAAAUGCGCAUGCGCACCCCUCUACCAGUCCGUGGCGCGUGCUCGUUUACGCUCCGUUUCCAAGCAACUGCCGGCUUUGCAUCACCAGUUGACUCUAGCAAAUUCUUUUUUCCCCACAAUGUCGGAUUUUCCACCAGUGAGUUAUAUUCCAUGUAGCAUUACGAGCACCUUCAUAGCUAACUAUGUUGAGUUGUGACUUGUUUCAUAUCACAAAGUGGCAUUUGGAAAAAAAAAUGCAUUUUUUGAAAUGAAAUGAAAAGAGCUUGCGUUUCCAGUAAUAAUAUCCAUGUCUAGUGUUUGAUUCUCUGCCUCAUUAUUUUUAAUUUAAAAAAUUGCUUUGAGCGCACAUUUGCCCGAAUGAUAAAAAUGCGAUUAUUUAGAAUAUUUAAUUACAAAACUUUUUAUUAAUUAGACUAAAUUUUUUUUACUCCACUCCCAACCCUAGUAAAAUAAUGUGUAUUUGUACACACGCAUGUAUGUGCGUUUAUAUUGUCACAAUGAUGAAGUCAUCAAAUGGUCAAAAUUUGUAUUUUGAUGUAUUCUGCAUGCCGAGCAGUUAUUAGUUGGUUUGGUUGUUGUUGUUAUCAUGAAGCUCCUGAACUCAAAGGACAUAAAGGAAGUUCUAGAAUGCUCUUUGUGACAUCAUCAUCAUCAUCAUCUUCCUCCCUUUAAUCUCUAUGUGCACGUAGUAGUGCUCAUCUCACCAGUUCUACAGAUCACACCUGCAGAUCGCAUCGCUAGACGCACCGCUGUGAGCACUUACCCUGUUAGAGCACGUUUUUGUUUUGACCUACUAAAUCAGAACAAUGAAACUGUUCCAAAUAGCAAGAAGAACGAGAGAUAUGGGUCUUCAAGACCAAACUGGCACUGAGUCUCUGAGCCAAGAGAAUGCUAGCCUUCGACAAGACAACGAAGAGCUCCGUAAAAUUGUGGAAGACCUUCGUCAAACUAUAGAAACGUUUGGAAAUAGGAAGUCUAAACAGAUCCAAAAAGAAAAAGUGGAGCUUUUAGAAGAAAAUCACCUUCUAUGUAAAAAAAUCACUUCACUGCAAGAGGAAAAUCAGAAAUUGAAUCAACAGGUUCUCACUUUUAAGGAAAAAUUCAACAACCAACUGGAACAUCUGAAAAAACAACACGAAGUCAUGGAAGAACAAAGUCUGAAACUCCAGAACGUUAAAGUGGACUUUGAGAAGGAAAGGGAAGACAGUAAGUUACUUCGUGACCAAGUUGGCGAUCUGAAGAGAAAACUUGCCUUUAGCAACAACAAGUUAAAUCAGAAAACUGAGAAAGUUAGAGAACUAGAGGAGAAAUUAGAAGGACAGACGCUGGAGCUCCAAGCUACACGUUUUCUACUCGACGGUUCUGAAUAUGAGUGCAGGUUCCUGCGCGAUGUAAACACCUCCCUCUCUGAAAAAAACAAAGAAUUGGAAGAGAAACUCAAGCACACUACCUUGGACCUAGAGAAGAGUCAAGAGAACGUGGAAGUUCAGAAAAUGGCUUUGGAUCAAAGCGUUUUGGACUACCAUGAUGCCUGUGAGAAAAUUAGCAGCCUUGAAUGCCAAACUGAGAAGUUUAUAGAAGUUGCUAGCGCUCUGAUGGAGGAUAGCGAACUUUUGGAGGAGAAUGUUGAGCAAUUAACAGAGAAACUUACAACAAACCAGGUCCUAAAUCAAGUCCUUCACGAACAAGUCCUGUAUCUAAAAGCUAAACACACAGAAUCUGAAAAGUUAGUCCAGGCACAGGAGUGUUUGUCUCAGUCAGAGAACCAAGAGAAGAAAGACUUAAAUGUGAAACCCAAGCGUCAGGAGAAGAAACAUUUCCAAACCCUUAAAAAGAAAUGUAGCUCUCUCAUUAAGAAGUCUGUAUAAGCUAAGACACCGGGUGUGGACGAGCUGCCAGAAGCACGUGGGGAUGGGUGGUAACGCAAAACCUGUUGGGGUCACACAUGCAGUCAGGUGUGGGGUGACGUGUGACGGAAAGAGCAACGUCUGCAUUGUGUGUGGAGGUGUUUCUAUCUAGGAUCUACUCCGUCCACCAUGGAGUAUAAAAAAAAUGCAGCAGAAGGAUUAUCUCUCAGGAAAAAGAUCACCCGAUCAAUUUUUUUCUGUCUCUUUGUGCUGCAUGGGGGGUUUUCUCUGGGUGCUCCAGUUCACCCCCCACCCAAAUUUCUAAAUCCCUGACACGUUAUACCCCGAUUGAUCUGCUCAGCUCUUCAGUAAUCAGCUUUUAAACUGCAUUUGUGCCAGAAAGCUCAUUUAUCUAGUUAUUCUACUGACAGAAUUACACCACACAUUAAUAAGUAGGCCCAUAACUUGAAAAAAAGGUAACAGAACUGAACAAGCAUCAUACACCCUUUUGGGGGAGCCAGGCUCCCCAGUAAAUCGAGCCCUGCUCAUGAGAAAAUUAGCUGCCUGGAGAAAAUGAGAUCUUACAGCAGAGAGAAGAGCAUCAAGAAUUUCUCCAGUCAGAGGAGUGUUUGUCUCCCACAGAGAACCAAGAGGAAAUAGGUGGAGACUUAAAUCUGAAAUCAAAGCAUCAGAACAUUUUCAAAGGACUUACCAAAGUGUAGGUAAUGUAUCUCAUUAAGUAGUCUAAAAAACAAAGACGUUAGAUGUGUUGGUGAACCAGCAGUACCGAUUUGAACAUCUUUGGUGUGUUCUUGCUGUGUUUAGUUUCAAAUUCCAUCUUUCAGUUCUUUUUAAAACACAGAAAAGGUUAAAUUACCUGCGACGUUUCGUUUGCGGCUGCAAACAUCAUCAGGCUGACGCCGAUGGUUGUGUCACUUCCUUCGUUUAUCCGCGGGCAGCAGAGGACGUUGUCGCCCUCUGCUGCCCGCUCUCCCCUCCCUCCCCAUGUGGGACCAUGAACAGGGACGAUGGAGUUUACUCGUUGGAUCACACAUGGGACUGCAUCAUUGGAGAGGGGAGAGCGGGCAGCAGAGGGCGACAACGUCCGCAGUGAACUCCUUCAAACAGCAGCUGAAGACUCACUUGUUCAAGCUGGCUUUUGUAUGACCUUCUUCACCUCUCUCUCUUUAUUCUGCUCUCCCCACCUAUUCCACCUUCCUCAGGAUCCACUGAUUUUCCUCUUUCCUAUUCACUCUCUCUCUUUCCUAACAUUUUUUCUUUUAAAUCGCAAUUGCUUAUUUUUGCUCAUUUUAAAUAUAUUUUUAAACAUUUUCUUAAUGCUUUUUUAUAUUUUUACAUUUUUUUUAUUUUGUCUUUGUGAAGCGCCUCGUGAUUUUUAUCUUGAGAGGCGCUAUAGAAAUGAUAUUUUCUUCUUCUUCUUCUUCUCUGCUGCCCGCGGAU
Nothobranchius furzeri (turquoise killifish) is the source of this 3724-nucleotide messenger RNA. Lineage: Eukaryota; Metazoa; Chordata; Actinopteri; Cyprinodontiformes; Nothobranchiidae. The record is from RefSeq and is a predicted model, not a curated record.